Molecule: messenger RNA, 1098 nt
Organism: Naegleria fowleri
Lineage: Eukaryota; Heterolobosea; Eutetramitea; Acrasida; Naegleriidae
Exons: 1
Coding region: 1-1098 (365 amino acids)
Source: RefSeq, a predicted model, not a curated record
AUGGCCAAACGAAAGAAGGAACAAACCGUUAGUAGUACCGAUCAUGAAGAAGAGGACGAUCCAGAAACCACGACUUCUAGCAACAAGACGAAUGAUGAAGAGAAGGAGACUAAAAAAGUGAAAAUGUCAUCCCAACCACAACAACAACAACCAAAUCUUCCCCGAUCAUCAUCCACAUCUUCCGAUGAAAAUCCAAUUCACACCAAAUUAAAGGAAUUAGAUAGCUGUGUCAAUUUCAAAACCAUCAAGGAAUUUGAAGAUACUUUUACUUCUAUUACAGAUUAUUUGUUUAAUCACGUAGAAUUAAUUGUGAAGGAUAAGACAUUUAGACUUGCAGAAGUAGAAUAUUAUUAUACUUGUCCACCAGUUCACAAUGAUCCGUUCAGCCACUGUCAUGAAUUACAAGCUACUAAAGGUGAAUGGUACUUUCAUCAAUCACUAGCAAAAACAAAUGAUAAUAAUUACAAGGGAGGAAGUUAUCAAGGAUUGGAUAUCACGAUAGGUUGUGGAAAGUUCAAAGGAGGAGUGUUAAUUAGAAGUUUAUUGGAUGGAGAAAAGUUGAUUGAAGGACCUUCUUUGUGUGUGGAUGCAAUCAUCAACACGUACGAUUGUAAAACCAUUCAUGAAUUUGUUACUAAGCAUUUUCCCAAGCAAAAACACUUUGCUGCAUUGGACACCAAAUCAGCAUUCUACUUGAAGCCAAAAGCAACACCAACUUCUGAUAAAUUUGUGAGAAGUGGACGAGUUGGGUUAACAUUGAAACAAAAAACAAACGAAAAAGAGAGAGUUCAAUAUAUCUUUAAGCCAUACAGAUAUUGCUUGAAACCAGAAAAGAUGAAGAAAGGCAAGCAUUUAAUGGCUAUUGUUCUCUACAAGGAGCUGUUAGAAAAAGGUGAAACAGAUGUUGUAAAGAAGGUUGAGAAAAUGAUAGGUACAUCCGGACUUGGCAAAUACUUUACAAUUUUUGAGGGUAAGAAAGAUAGUGCGUUUGGUUCGGUAAGCGAUAUUGAUCCUGGAAAGUUGACAGAUUAUACCAAGGAUUUGAAUACUCAACAAACGUAUGAACUUGCUGGAAUUCUUACAAAUGUGUUCAUGUAA